This is a messenger RNA of Poeciliopsis prolifica (blackstripe livebearer), 635 nucleotides long. RefSeq names its product nuclear protein 2-like. The record is from RefSeq and is a predicted model, not a curated record. NCBI's taxonomy places the organism in Eukaryota, Metazoa, Chordata, Actinopteri, Cyprinodontiformes, Poeciliidae. Gene Ontology annotation, cellular component: nucleus. The coding region runs from base 79 to 309 and encodes 76 amino acids. Gene Ontology annotation, biological process: regulation of transcription by RNA polymerase II; negative regulation of cell population proliferation; negative regulation of cell cycle. The transcript is spliced from 2 exons.
AAAGAGUGACGUCAUCUGUUGACUUGCUCCCAGACGCCGACCGCGAGGAAAAGACAGCCGACUGUCCCGCGUCUCCAAAUGGCGACAGACAUGGAAAGACUGGCCUCUUUCGAGGAGGCCUACUACGACCAGUACGACUACUACAACCUGCACGAAUACCCGUGCCACGCCGGCGGCAAGGGCCGAACCAAGAGGGAGAUCGAGCUGAACACGAACCGCCAUUGUCCCGCGGGACACGAGAGGAAGCUCGCCGAAAAAUAUCACAACAGCCAAAUGAAGCGCAGAAGAACCAAGAGCGCGUCCUCGUGAUGCCGUUGUUUUUGUUUUGCUUUUCUGGAUGCUUAUAGGUCAGUUGGAUUUCUGACGUCGACAAUGGCCACGAGUCUCCCUGGUCUUUCCCGAUCCAGCAAACGGAGGCCGUGACAUUGAGGACGUCAGCCGUUCACCGGUCACGAGAAAGCCCCGUAACAGGAGCCAGCCCUCUCAUGUUCCAGCUGUGCGACAAUAUUUAGUGUUGGGCGAUGUGGGGGUCAGUUUGUGUGUGCUUGAUUUACCUGUGUAAACAUGGUGUCCGUGGGCGAAGACGGCAUCACGCUGUAUUUUAAUGAAAUAAAAACGUCUUACUUUUAAGCUUC